This is a messenger RNA of Tricharina praecox, 624 nucleotides long. RefSeq lists its product as uncharacterized. The transcript has 4 exons. Bases 1 to 624 code for a protein of 207 amino acids. The record is from RefSeq and is a predicted model, not a curated record. Lineage: Eukaryota; Fungi; Ascomycota; Pezizomycetes; Pezizales; Pyronemataceae.
AUGAAGCCUGCGCAAACCACCCUUCACUACCAAGUGGUAUUGAAGUUCCGGCGACUCGCCGAGGCAUUCACGGUGAGAGUCAGCUGCUACUAUGCGCUGAUCGGUGUUGCACACGACGCAACAACCGAAGAAAUACAGGCAGCUAUCGAGCUGGCCUUCGAGGAGGCGGAUUCCAACGGGAUAAGCGUCAAGACUCUGCGCACGGCCUACAACGUAUUGACGAGCCUGCGGCGUCAGGAAAACCACGACCGACGGCAUGCUCAUGGAUGUACACUGUGCAUCUAUGAGCCCGUCAAGCGGAAGCCUGAAGUCGCGCUCAUGAAGCCGUGGGUCGGAAUGCCUAGCGAGUCGCCAAUCGAUCGCACAGGCCCCGCACCCAGAAUCUCCGAAGGUCCAGACGUCACCCAAUCGGUCGACGUGUAUGAGACCAGCCCACUUCGUGCUCUCUUAGCAGUACGGAGUAGAAGACGGCAGAGGAAAGGUCGUACUUUUCUUCAGCCGCUCUGGGAAGCUGCGGAUACGAAGACGCACGCGGCGAAGGAGAAGCUGGUGUUGGUGGCAGAGGGGACGACCACGGUGGAUUCGAUCUUGGGACAGAUGGGGUGGACCAUCGGCGCUGAGUGA